GCCGUUCCCCACCUCGUCUAGCUGGCUAGCUUGGCUAGCUUCACGUACUUAAAUAGGUUAUCUGACGUAUGUCAAGCUUCUUGUCAACGAAAUUUAUUAUUUAAUCCGAGUGAGAGAGCGGGAGUCGUCUUGCGAAUCGUGACGUAUUCAGGAACGGUCUGUCCGUGCGCACCGGAUCGAUUGACGAGUCGGCCAAACAUGCGGUGGCAGUGAUGCGUUUAAAGGGGAAAAAUAACACAAAGUCGUUCUACAGCGUCUACAGGGUGCUUUCUCGUUUAUGCCGAUCUGUGGAUAAAGGACACCUUGAUGGUUUCAUGGCGGAUGGUGUGGCACCGACCCUGAAAAAUGGCCACAAUUCUAAUAUGGACUUUGCUAAUCAACCGGUGAAGCCGUCGACCGAUGUGUCCAGCGUCGUUUACGCGGUGGGUCACUAUCCCCCGAAGCUUCUGCACAAUCUCAACGCACAGAGGCGGGAGAACAAGUUCAGCGAUGUGGGAUUGGUGGCCGGUGACACGAUCAUUAGAGCACACAGAUCGGUUCUGGCCGCCGGUAGCGCCUACUUCAACGCCAUGUUCACUGUCGGCCUGGUCGAGGAGCAGCAGGAGCUCGUGGAGAUCCACUCGGUUUCCCCUCACAUUCUUUCGCAACUGGUGGACUUCAUCUACAGUGGCAACGUAGACAUCACGCAGGAUAAUGUACAGGAGUUAUUCGCUGCCGCUGACAUGCUAGAGUUAGACGACGUAGUAGCUGGCUGUAUCAAUUAUCUCAAGCAGCAGCUGCACUAUUCUAAUGCCCUUGGAAUUUACAGAUUUGCAGAAGUACAUAACAGACUGGAUCUUUUGGAGACUGCCCUACGCUUUAUAGAAGCCAAUUUUCCUCAAGUCUGUCAGGAGGAGGAAUUUCUGGACUUGCCCAAGGAGCAUCUUGUUCAGUUUCUUAGUAGCGAUUACAUUCACAUCGAUACCGAAUGCCAGGUCUUCCAGGCCGCGUACAAUUGGAUCGUUCACGACAUCCCCGCGCGGAGAUGCUACGUAUUCGAGAUCCUCAGCCACGUACGCUUGCGACUGUGUUCAUUAGCAAGACUAGAGCGUAUUAUUCUAGACUGCAAGGACGCGAGUCUCAUCGUCGCGCUGCGAUCUAUUCAAAAGGAUCUAGUCUCGAACAAAGGUUGCCUGGUACCUCUUCACGCCCAACCCCGGAUCUGUGCCAGGAAGAACAUCCUAGUGAUCGGCGGAUCCAAGCGGGAGCACUCCGCGGACAGCUGGGGCAGAACUGCCGAGAGUACUUACGAAACCAUCGAGAAAUACGACAUAUUCACCGGAGAAUGGAGCGAAGUUGCUCCGAUCAGCAUAGGACGCAUUCUACCUGGAGUGGCUUUGUUGGACGGCAAGGUAUACGUCAUCGGUGGCGAGCUGGAAUCCUGCAUAAUCGCCAAUUGCGAGUGCUACGAUCCUCGCGACAACGUGUGGACCCCCAUCGCUUGUAUGGAAGAGCCCAGAUGCGAUUUCGGUCUUUGUGCCUUGGAUAACAGCUUGUACGCGUUCGGCGGAUGGGUGGGCGAGGAUAUCGGCGGCUCCAUCGAGAUAUACGAUCCGAUCAGCAACACGUGGACUCUCGAGGGCUACCUCCCGGAGCCACGGUUCAGCAUGGGCGUCGUGGCGUACGAAGGACUAAUUUACAUCGUGGGUGGUUGUACACACAAUAGUCGUCACCGUCAGGAUGUGAUGAGCUACAAUCCUGUGACUAGAGAGUGGAAUUACCUCGCCCCGAUGAUCACACCACGCUCGCAAAUGGGAAUCACGAUUCUCGAUGGAUACAUGUACGUCGUUGGUGGCACCAGUAAAAACCAGGAGGUUUUGACAUCGGUCGAAAGAUAUUCUUUCGAGAAGAACAAGUGGAGCGCCGUCGCUCCCAUGAGCAUGGGUAGAUUUUAUCCGGCGGUCGCGGCGGCCGACAGUCGGCUGUACGUCAUAGGUGGCGAUCAAUCGCAGGAGAUCAACUUCUACCGCACGCAGAUCACAAUCUCCACCGUCGAGUGUUACGAUCCGCACACGAACAAGUGGCACGAGUGCGCCUCCUUGCCGUCGAGCAGAGGCGAAGCGACGGCGAUCGUUACGCCCUUCUGAUUGCUAUUUUGCAGAGAUCUGUUUGCCGUUUGACGUAUUGGUUUACGCCUUUUUACCUCUUAUUUUCCUUUUCUCGACGUUUGCUCUGCAUUGCUCAGCUUUACCAAGAGCAUUGCACCCGUUAGAUAGAUAGAUAGAUAGUCAGUUGCACUGUGCUAAAGAAGUUGUAGCUUUAUUAAUUUCUAAAUAUUCCACCAGCAUUUUUUAAAUACUUUUAAUACUUUUACGUAGGAAAACGUGAUAUAUUUUGAAAAAUUGUAUUCUCACUGAAAAAGAUUAUUAUUUCUUAUAUUAUAGAUAUACACGGCGUAAUCAUUAACUGAUAAAGGAACUACCAGGUUGAAGAACCUAAGACAGAGAUCGGAGAAAAGAUGUAACGAAUAUAAGUUUUGAUGUAUCUAAGAUUUAAAACAGCCAAGCUCUAAGAAACAUGAUAUACAAGAAUCCAAUUUUACAAUUGAACAAAGAGCUUCAAUUUAAGAUUAAGUCAAAACUUUAAUUGCAAUUUUAACUCGAUUCAUGUAGAAUCUGAAGAAUUUACAAUCCGAAUCGCGGAAUUAAGUCUAAAAUUUAAUUCAAUUGAAAUCCUAAGGAUCUUAAAAUUUACUAACAACUCAAAGAUUAUAUGGAAAAUCUACAAUAUAUAUGUUGAUCGUUUUUAUUAUCGUGAUUUAUUUGUUGCAUGACAUGCAAAUGAAUUAAACAUUGUUAUUGGGAACUGUAGAUCGGAUCCAAUAUAUUUUUUCUAUUAUUUAUUCUUAUUAUUUUACCAAAUUAUAAUGCGCAAACAGAUUUGAAAAAAAACCCGAAUAAUGAUAACGUACAACGUGCAGAAAUAUUUGAAUACUUUUAUUAAUUAACGACAAGUAUUAACUAUAUUUUAUUAAUUAACGAGUAUUAACUAUGUAUGCUAGGAAGGACUGAGCCUCUUUAUAUAUAUAUAAUAUAGUCACAUACCAAAGUUAUCGUAAUUUUUAAUCGUAUCGCUACAAGCUAACAGAUCCGUUAUGUGUGUAAGGGACUGUAUAAGACGAAUCCAAAGAUAAUUUAUCCUUGGAGCAAAUGGAAUAAGGGUCUAAGGGUAUAAGGAUCUUUAAAAGUCGAAAAAUUACAGAAUCAAAGGGACUCGACAAAAUUGGAAUAUACAUGCGUAAAUAUCAGAUCUUAAAAUUCAAAGAAAAAUAAAAGUGUAAAAUUAAAAAGAUAUGACAGAUCUUAUACGAAAAUCGUGACCUCUAUUGCUUUAAAAUUUUCAAGUUGAGAGCCCGAGAAGAAUUAAUCGGCACCUAGAAAUUGUAGAUAUCGUAACCUAAGUCUAAAUAUCCAAAGAAUGUAAAAGCACGUCUCGAGACUCCAUCGAUCGAAAAGUUCUUGGAGCCUUAGCCCGUGACGUUUUUGGAACUUUGCAUCCAAAAGUCCAGAGAUUUCAGAGUACCUUAUUGUAAUAAAAAUAACGAGAUGUUUCUUAAUUAGCGUGUGUGCGAAGCCGCGCGUCCAAUGUUUUGUAAAGUUUAAGGCCACAUUUUAUAAAAACAAUCUUAAGAAUCGAAGAGUCGCCGCCGUUCUCUGUAAUUAGUCGUUGAUGUAACACACAAUCCAAUUCGCCUUUGUUCAAAGGUGUUCGAUGCUCACGUACACGUGAGCAUUCGCGGAAUGAUAUUCGAUUAUUCUCAAAUUUUUCGGUACAGGGUAAAUAUGGAUGAAGAUGACCUGAAUUGAACAUCCCUACUAAUCGUCUACUGAUUAAUUAACCAAGUUCUUGAACUUGUUAAUUAAUUUCAACUUUUUUUUUCGUUGUAAGAUAGAAAGAAAUAAGAUAAUCGCUUAAUCAUUUUGCAUUUCUUUUUUAAUGUAAGUUUAUAAAUCCGUAGGUUGCUAAAUCUGUUGGCCUAAUAUAUAAAUAAGUAACGAAAAAACUUAAUGAUAACGCGUGCGGAUUUUAUAUUUAUGAAUCUAGCAAUUGUGAAUAGAUAUAUUUCUAAAUACACGUAUUUUAAAAGAUAUAUAGAUUUGAGAUCCUAUAUAAUGACACAUUUGUAAUCUUAUCUGAUUCUAGAUUUCUUACAAAGUGAUAUUGAACUGUUUUAACAAACAGUAAGCACUCUUAUAAUAAAAAAAAACUUAUUAUUUCUUCAAGAAAGCUUUAAAAGUUUGUAGAUAUCUCGAAUAUUCAUGAAUUUACAGAUUUAUUUAGAUAUAUGAAUAGAAAAUUUAAUAAUUAAUGAAUCCAGUGAAUCUAGCAAUCUAUGGAUUUACGGGUACAGUAAUAUAUGGUGUACGUAUGUAUAAAUGUAUAAAAUUAAUUUUCUACAAUUAGUUUAUAUAUUUGUUAAUAUUAGUCUUCUAUCUUUUUCUCUAUCUUCGAAAAACUUUAAAAGUAAUUGAAACAAUGGGCAUCUCCAACAUGUUUAUCCCUCUCAAGUAAAAGUCAUUAAAAGAAAGUUAGAGAAUAUGAAAUGAUAUACAACAAUUUAUGUAUAUUUGUGAUCAAUCAAUAAAAAUUGCUGAAACAAAA
This is a messenger RNA of Wasmannia auropunctata (little fire ant), 4641 nucleotides long. RefSeq names its product actin-binding protein IPP-like. The transcript is spliced from 7 exons. Gene Ontology annotation, molecular function: protein binding. Lineage: Eukaryota; Metazoa; Arthropoda; Insecta; Hymenoptera; Formicidae. The coding region runs from base 213 to 2126 and encodes 637 amino acids. The record is from RefSeq and is a predicted model, not a curated record.